This is a messenger RNA of Lepisosteus oculatus (spotted gar), 941 nucleotides long. Lineage: Eukaryota; Metazoa; Chordata; Actinopteri; Semionotiformes; Lepisosteidae. The record is from RefSeq and is a predicted model, not a curated record.
UUUCACUUUGCUCUUCCCCACUAUUAAGGCAGUCCUGGGAGACUCACAUCCUGGCUGUCUGGUCUCUUCAACAAACCGCAUUUGCUGAGAGCGGCGUCACAGGAAACUCUCUCCCAGAGAUAGCACAAGAAUCAGCUGUUGAGCUCCGUCUUUAUUUCUGCUUUUUUUUUCGGACUUGCUAUAGUCUCCGGAGCCCGCAGGCGGAGAGGAACAUGGGGCUCGGCUCUCUGAGCGGCCGCGGAAAGAAGAGAUGCGCUCUGAGGGAGCAGGUGAAGAUGUUUGUGAAACGCGUCAGGGGAAAGAGAGACCCCAGUGGCAGGGAGGAGACGGACCCCCUGCUGCCACUGGGAGAGAGCACAGCCCAGCAGCCCUCUGACGUGGAGGCCCAGGUGCAGGCUUGUCUGUGGGACGGCAGGCUGGUCGAGGCGUGUGUCUGUAUCCAGGAGGCAGAGAGGGCAGGGCACGCACCAGCCACCCAGCUGUACGGGGCCGUCAGCUGCCAGGUGCUUGGCAUUCUGGCUGAAGCGCUGUCCGGCAACCCAGCUUGCCUGGAGAGGAUGCCAGCUGCUGUUGAGGCUAUCCUCUGGGGUCAAAAGUGCUGCCUGGACCAGCAGGGGAAAGGACCAAGUUAUGCUCCAGUGAACUGGCGCCAACAGUUCCACCAGCUGGUGGAGAAGUCGGUAUCCAGGAAUAUCCCUCAGCUGCCCAGCCCAGACUCGGGAAGGACACUGCAGGCCUACCUAAGGGAGGUCCAGGUCACUGUGCUGUCUGAGCUGCUCCAGCUUGCUCCCUGCCUCAAGCCCGCCAGGCUGCUGGGCUGCAUCGUCAAGAGCUACAACAAGCACAUCUUCCAGCAGCUGCAGCAGGCGCUGGGCAGGAGCCUGCAAGUGUCCGAGAUCUUCCUGCUCCUGGAGUGGGUGGCGCGUGUUUAUCACAGGUGA